This is a messenger RNA of Ailuropoda melanoleuca (giant panda), 17653 nucleotides long. It is a transcript of the gene ALMS1, whose product is annotated as ALMS1 centrosome and basal body associated protein. The transcript has 17 exons. Bases 75 to 13745 code for a protein of 4556 amino acids. The record is from RefSeq and is a predicted model, not a curated record. Gene Ontology annotation, biological process: regulation of centriole replication. Gene Ontology annotation, molecular function: microtubule binding. Gene Ontology annotation, cellular component: centriole; centrosome; cytosol. Lineage: Eukaryota; Metazoa; Chordata; Mammalia; Carnivora; Ursidae.
CAGCUCUCCUCCCCUCCCCUCCUCCCCUUUCCCUUCUCCCCCUCCUCCUCUGCCUUCUAGAGCGAGACACCAAUAUGGAGCCUGAGGACUUACCAUGGCCAGGCGAGCUCGAGGAGGAGGAGGAAGAGGGGGAGGCGGAAGAGGCGGAGGAGCGGGCGAACCUGGACUCGGACGAGGAGGUGAUGGUGGAGGAGGUGGAGGAAGAGGAGAGGCGGGAGCUGGACUCGGACUUUAACUACGAGAGUCAGCCUGGGGAAAGUACGGACGACGAGGACGACGAGGAGGCCAAGGCCUGGCUGCAGGCGCACCCCGACGGGCCUUUGCCUCCGUCGUCGCUCCCGAGGCACCGCUACUCGGAGGACGAGCUGACCGGCCCGGAGAAGGUUGUUCCAUUGACCUGUCAUGUAUGGCAACAGCCAUUAUAUCAAGGCAAUAGUGGGACAGAGAUUUCUGAUACUAUUGUGGUCUCUGUGGAAAAAACAGCUUGGUGGGGGUCUAAGGCUGAUCAGAGAACGGAAUCUUGGCAUUAUCUUCCUCAAGAAAUGGACUCGUCCCACACCUUGGAUAUAACCCAGACCAAGUUUAAUAUGAGAGAGGAAGGGACCAAAGUGACAGACUUCACCUCUGUGGAGGAAGGUAUAUUGACCCAACCAGAAACUGAAGUAAAGGAACCCAAGAGAGGUCUGUUAUGUUCGCCGCUGCUAGUCAUACAAGACAACUUUGCUUCUCCUGAUUUGCCUUUGCUGACAUGUUUGACACAAGAUCAAGAGUUUGGGUCUGAUUCCUUAUUUCAACAAAGUGAACUAGAUUUUGCACCUCUGAGGGGAAUUCCUGGUAAGUCUGAAGAUACUGCAUGGUUUUCUCGACCGUCGGAAGUUAGUGAAGCUUUAUUCCAGGCAGCCUCAGAAGUAGCUUCAGACUUAGUUAACAGUUGCGUUAGUUUAUCUCAGCACUCGCUUAUAGCUAGUACAGCUGUUGAGUGUCAGCACUCUUUUUUACCUUUUGGACAAGGGACUAAAGAAGAGACUAUUUCGUCUGAUACAGUUGAUGAACUGAAAACCCCCAAAGACUUCGAUAGUUAUGAUGCUCUUUGUUCCUAUAUGGCAUGGAAGAAACAAGAAGUUCAGGAGCCAGAAACCAGUUUAGCUGAUAAAGGUCAAGUUUCUGUUUCAAGCUCAUCUUAUACAAGUGAUGAAUACAUGACUCCUGAAGGAAGUGACAGCUUUGAUGCUUCUUGUUCGUAUGUGCAGUAUUGGAAACAGAAAGCUUUACAGCAGUCAGAAAAAUAUUUAACCAGUAAGGAUCAUGAUUCUUAUUCAGAUUCAUCUGACACAACUGAUAAAAAUAAAAUUCCUAAUGGAAGUGACAAUUUUCGUGCCCCUUUUUCAUGUAUGCUGUGGAGCAAACAGGAAGCUUCACACGAUCCAGAAACAUAUGCGAUCAAUAAGGACUGUGUUUCUUUUCCACAUGAAGUUGCUCCUCAUUUUAAUAACAAAAUGUCACGGUCUUUCUUGCAUUGUCUGCUGGAAAGAAGAGGAAAGGGCAUUCCUUUGACAGCUCACAGUCAUUAUUUUGAGAGUGUUUAUUUAAGGGCUCCAGCUGAGAAUGAGGUGAAAGAAAUGAUGGAUUCUUUGGAGGGGUAUGAAAGAAAUGAAGAAGAUCUGGGGAAAGAAUUAUCUCAAGGUUUUGAACUAAAGGAGAAUAGAAAUACUUUAGUAUUUUCAGAGAUGCAUCCCAGAUCUUCAGAAAUACAGUAUAUUGAGAAUGUUAUAGUUCCUGAUAAUUCUGUAGAAGUUUCAGAAAUACAUAUACACUCAAGGCAACAUGGUAUCUCUAAGAUGGAGGUUUCUGGUGGUCCUCUUCAGACUAUUAAAUCCAGCGUGGAUGAGACAUCAGAACAACUGUAUUUACAAGAGGAAAGAAACCAAAGGGCAACAUCUACUUUUAGUGGAGAAAGUGUUGAUUCUUCUGAAAAUGUAGCCUUUGAGGUUGUUAUUGCCUCUAUUGAGCCUUCCAAGAAAGAGAGUACAGUAAAUGAAAUCCAGACUGACAUCAGUAAGUCUUUAAUAAAUGACAGCCAAGAAAGUGAACCAAAAAAUUCACCUCUUUCCCUAUUAAAUUAUAAUGAUGAAAACUCUUUCUUUGAUGGGCUUCGUCAUCCACAUUAUCAAUCUACUCCUGGGGUAUUUGAAUUAGUGGCUUCAAAACCGUUGUUCCAUAAAAAAGAUAAUGGUGAUAGCUCCCUGUAUUGGCAUCUUGAUUUAAAAUCACUCCCCAAUGCUCCUCAGGAAAUGUUCAUUAAGCCACUUUCUGUUAUUCCAGAGCUUAAGUCAUCUGCUUCUUUAAGUGAAAAAUCUCACAGCCAGACUGUUGGUCUUGGCAAUGCACAGUCAGCUUUAUUUCAGUGUGAUCUAGACAGUGAACCAUUUCUUUCCAUUGGGAAGAUAAAGUCUGUUCCUGAUCUUGACCUUGCAGAGAAGGUAGGAUCUUCAGACAUUUUUUAUCCAAUGAAAGUAUCGACUUCAGAUUCUUUGGUUUUACAAGAUUUAAGAACAUUUGAAGAAGUUGCAGAUUCCUCAAACUGUAUUUUGGUUAAGAAUGUAAACUCUAGUGACAUCAUUGAAGGUCCAUCUGCAACUGUAGGAAGCAGCUUUUCAGCAAACUUGGUGACAUGUGAUGCUAAGUCACAAGGUGCUUUACCAAUGACCAGUAAUGCAUCAUUAAUUGCAGUCAGCCAAGAGUCAUUGCUGAAAGCUGAUGUAGGCCAUGGUAAAAUUCCUGAGCCUAUGGGAGCCAAAUCCGGUUUUACUAUACAUAAAAUUAUGCAAAAUGACUCCUAUUUUGUAGAGGGCCCGCAGGGGAAGGCUGAAUCUGACACCUCUACUCUGGAUGAUGAUACUGAAUGCUGUAACCUAGAUGAAAAUCCUAUUGUAUGCAGUACAAGAGUUGCUGAUCUACAAAGAGAGGCAUAUGAACAAGGUGACUUGACUGUUGAGUCCAUUGAGCUAGCAGGUUUUAAAAAUGUGCUUGAUGAUCUAGAGGUUUGUGACAGCUCCCUGCACUGGCAGUCUGCCUUACAACUGCCAUCUAAGGAAGAGAGUGAUUUUGAAGAGCCUGUAGGUUCUAAUAUGGACAUUAAUCAGACUUUUUCAUCCAUAUUGCCUCCAUUUAUUCCUCAUGAACCAACCGUAGAGUUGGAGUAUCACUCCUCAGAUCUCAGGAUGUUGAGGGUAUCUCCUGACGCUGUGCAGAAGACUCUCAGACAAAUAGCAGGAGAUACUUCCAAAGGAGGCAUAGCUGAAGUUACUCAGUCCAGCUUGAAACCAGGCAGCACUGCUACUUCUGGAGUUUCAGAUACUGGAUCUCAUUUAUUCUUGUUCCCCAAGGAGUUUCCUCAGUUGGCUUUAAGGUCUCCUCAAGAGAAUACUAUUGGUCAUCAUACUGAUACACUCAACCAACAGGCAUCGGUAGAUAGUAAUAUAAGUGAAGAGACUCUAAAAGUUUCAACUGUCAGUGAAGUAGCUGACCAGAAGACUGGGAUAUCAACAGUACCGUCUAGUUCCUACUCACAAAAAGGGAAGCCCGGUAUUUUCUACCCACAGGCCUUGUCAGACAGUCAUCUAACUGAAGAGGCUCUAAAAGUUGCAGCUGUUCCUGGUCCUGCUGUCCUGAAGAGUGGCAUACCUACAGUCUUUCCAAGCUCCUACUCAUGUGGAGGGAAGCAUAAUAUCUUCUACCAACAGGCCUUGCCAGGUAGUCAUCUAACUGAAGAGACUCUAAAAUUUUCGGCUGUUCCUGGUCCUGCUGACCAGAAGACUGGCAUACCUACAGUCCUUCCAAGUUCCUAUUCACGUGGAGAGAAGCAUAUUAUUUUCCACCCACAGGCCUUGCCAGAGAGUCAUCUAACUGAAGAGGCUCUAAAACUUUCAGCUAUUCCUGGUCCUGCUGGCCAGAAGACUAGCAUACCUACAGUCCUUCCAAGCUCCUGCUCACGUGGAGAGAAGCAUAAUAUCUUCUACCAACAGGCCUUGCCAGACAGUCAUCUGACUGAAGAGGCUCUAAAAGUUUCGGCUAUUCCUGGUCCUGCUGGCCAGAAGACUAGCAUACCUACAGUCCUUCCAAGCUCCUACUCACUUGGAGAGAAGCAUAGUAUUUUCCACCCUCAGACCUUGCCAGACAGUCAUCUAACUGAAGAGACUCUGAAAAUUUCAGCUGCUCCUGUAUCUACUGACGAGAGGACUGAGAAAACAAUAGUACCUUCUACUUCCUAUUCACAAAGAGAGAAGCACAUUAUUUUCUCCCAGCAACAGUUGUCAGAUGGUCAUCUAACCAAACAGGUUCUGAAAGUUUCAUUUGUUCCUGGACCAACUGAUCAAAACACUGGGAUACCUUCAUUAUCUUCCCGUUCCUAUUCGCUUGGAGAGAAGCCCAGUAUCUUUUACCAACAGGUCUUGCCAGAUAGUCAUUUAAUUGAACAGACUCAGAAAGUUGCAGCUCUUCCUGGACCAGCCAAUCAGAAGACUAGGGUACCUGCAGUAUCCUCUACUUCUUACUCACACAGAGAGAGGCCCCGUAUUUUCUAUCAACAGACAUUGCCAGAAAGUCAUCUAACUGAACAGGCUCUGAAAUUCUCUGCUCCUGGAUCCACUGAGCAGAAGACUGGGAUACCAACGGUAACCUCUACUUCUUCUUCAUGUAGAGAGAAGUCCAGUAUUUUCUACCAACAGGAGUUACUGGAUAGUCAUCUAACUGAACAGGCUCUGAAAAUUCCAGUUGUUCCUGGACCAGCUGACCAGGAUACUGGGAUACCAGUAGUGCCCUCUAGGCCCUACUCUCUUAGAGAGAAGCCCAAUAUUUUCUAUCAGCAGGUAUUACCAGAUAGUCCUCUAAUUGAAGAGGCUCUGAAAGUUUCAUCUGCUCCUAGACCAGGUGACCAGAAGGCUGGGAUACCAGCAGUACCCUCUAGUUCUUACUCACAUAGAGAGAAUCCUGGUAUUUUCCACAAAAAGGUCUUACCAGGCAGUUGUCUAUCUGAAGAGGCUCUGAACGUUUCAGUUCCUUCUGGACCAGCUGAAAAAAAGAGUGGGUUACUAUCAGAAGCUUCUAAUUUCUACUCACACAGAGAGAAGCACAAUAUUUUCUACCAGCAGGAGUUGCCAGACAGUUCUCUAACUGAACAGGCUCAGAAGGUUUCACCUGUUCCUGAACCUACUGACCAGAAGACCAAGAUAUCAACAGUAACUUCUACUUCUUACUCGGAUAUAGAAAAGCCCUUUAUUUUCUACCCACAGGGCUUGCCAGACAGUCAUCUACCUGAAGAAGCUCUAAAAGUUACAUCUGUUUCUGAACCAGCUGAUGAGAAUGAAAUACCAGUAGUUCCCUCUACUUCCUCCUCACAUAGAGAGAAACCCAUUUUCUUCUUCAACCCACAGGGCUUGACAGACAUUCGUCUCACUGAAGAGGCUCUGAAAGCUUCAGCCAUAUCUGGAUCAGCUGACUGGAAGACUGGAAUAUCAACAGUAUCCUCUACUUCCUUCUCACCUAGAGAGAAGCCCAUUAUUUUUUCCUCUCAGGCCUUGUCAGGCAGUCAUUUACUUGAAGAGGCUCUGAAAGUUUCAGCUGUUCCUGGAUCAGCUGACCAGAAGACUGAGUUGCCACCAGAACCUUCUAGUUCCUACUCAUCUAGAGAGAAGCCCAUUAUUUUUUCCCCUCAGGCCUUGCCAGGCAGUCAUUUACUUGAAGAGGCUCUGAAAGUUUCAGCUGUUCCUGGAUCAGCUGACCAGAAGACUGAGUUGCCAUCAGAAUCUUCUAGUUCCUACUCACCUAGAGAGAAGCCCAUUACUCUCUACCCACAGGGCUUGACAGACAGCCAAGUACCUCAGGAGGCUCUGAAAGUUUCAGCUGUUCCUGAACCAACUGACCAGAAGACUGGGUUGCCACCAGAACCUUCUAGUUCCUACUCACCUAGAGAGAAGCCCAUUAUUUUUUCCCCUCAGGCCUUGCCAGGCAGUCAUUUACUUGAAGAGGCUCUGAAAAUUUCAGCUAUUCCUGGACCAGCUGACCAGAAGAUUGGGUUGCUAUCAGAACCUUCUAGUUCCUACUCACCUAGAGAGAAGCCCAUUACUCUCUACCCACAGGGCUUGACAGACAGCCAGUUACCUCAGGAGGCUCUGAAAGUUUCAGCUGUUCCUGGACCAACUGACCAGAAGACUGGGUUGCCACCAGAACCUUCUAGUUCCUACUCAUCUAGAGAGAAGCCCAUUAUUUUUUCCCCUCAGGCCUUGCCAGGCAGUCAUUUACUUAAACAGGCUCUGAAAAUUUCAGCUAUUCUUGGACCAGCUGACCAGAAGACUGAGUUGCCAUCAGAACCUUCCAGUUCCUACUCACAUAGAGAGAAGCCCAUUACUUUCUACCCACAGAGCUUGCCAGACGGCCAAGUACCUCAGGAGGCUCUGAAAGUUUCAGCUGUUCCUGGACCAAUUGACCAGAAGACUGGAGGGUUGCCACCAGAACCUUCUAGUUCCUGCUCACCUAGAGAGAAGCCUAUUAUUUUCUACCCAGACGGCUUGACAGACAGCCAGGUACCUCAGGAGGCUCUGAAAGUUUUAGCUAUUCCUGGACCAGCUGACCAGAAGACUGGGUUGCCGUCAGAACCUUCCAGUUCCUACUCAUAUAGGGAGAAGCCCAUUAUUUUCUACCCUCAGGACUUGGCAGACAGUCACAUACCUCAGGAGGUUCUGAAAGUUUCAGCUAUUCCUGGACCAGCUGACAAGAAGACUGGGUUGCCACCAGAACCUUCCAUUUCCCACUCAUAUAGGGAGAAGCCCAUUAUUUUCUACUCACAGGGCUUGACAGACAGCCAGGUACCUCAGGAGGCUCUGAAAGUUUCAGCUAUUCCUGGACCAGCUGACCAGAAGACUGGGUUGCCAUCAGAACCUUCCAGUUCCUACUCAUAUAGGGAGAAGCCCAUUAUUUUCUACUCACAGGGCUUGACAGACAGUCGGGUGCCUCAGGAGGCUCUGAAAGUUUCAGCUAUUCCUGGACCAGCUGAUCAGAAGACUGGGUUGCCACCAGAACCUUCUAGUUCCUACUAUCUUAGAGAGAAGCCCAUCAUUUUCUACUCACAGGGCUUGACAGAUGGCCAGUUACCUCAGGAGACUCUGAAAGUUUCAGCUAUUCUUGGACCAACUGACCAGAAGAGUGGGUUGUCAUCAGAACCUUCUAGUUCCUACUCACAUAGAGAGAAGUCUAAUAUUUUUUACCAACAGGAGUUAUCAGGCAGUCAUCUAACUGAAGAGACUGUGAAAGCUUCAGCUGUUUCUGGAACAGGUGAUCAGAAGACUGAGAUACCAGCAGUGCCUUCAAGUUCCUACUCACUUGGAGGGAAGCCCAUUAUUUUCUAUCAGCAGGCCUUAUCGGAUAGACAUCUCACCGAAGAGGCUCUGAAUGUUGCAGCUUCUCCUGGACCAGCUGACCAGGAGACUGGGAUACCAACAGUUCCUUCUGUUUCUUACUCUCAUAGGGAGAAGCCCAGUAUUUUGUACCAGCAACCCUUGUCAGACAAUCAGCUGGCUGUAGAAGCUCUGAAAAUUUCAGCUGAUUCUGGGCGAGGUGAUCAGAAGACCAGAAAACCAACAGAUACCUCGGCUUCUUACUCACAUAGAGAGAAGCCUAUUAUUUAUCAGCAAGAGUUGCCAGAUCUUACUCAAGCGGCUUUAAGUGUUUUCAGGGAGCCCAGACUAGGUGACCAGAAGACUGGAAUACCAGUAGUAACCUCUACUCCUUACUCACAUACAGAGAAACCCAUCAUUUCUUACCAGCAGGAGUUGCCAGAUCCUAUUGAAGGUGCUUUAAAAGUUUUAGGGGCUCCUGGGUCAGCUGACCAGAGGACUGGGAUACAAUUUGGGUCCUCUGCUUCCUAUUCACAUAGAGAGAGUCCCAUCUUUUCUUAUCAGAGGGAGUCGCCAGAUAUUACUGAAGAAACUCUGAAAGUUUCAGCUGUUUCUGGACCAGGUGACCAGAAGACUGGGAUACAUAUAAUUCCCUCUAGUUCCUACUCAUACAGAGAGAAGGACAGUGUUUUUUACCAGCAGCAGUUGCCAGAUGUUACUGAAGAAGCUUUAAAAAUUUUUGCUCUUCCUGGGCCUGCUGAUCAGAAGACUGAGAUACCAACAGGACCUUCUUGUUCUUACUCACAUAAAGAGAAACUCAAGAUUUCACCUGUCAUCUUACGAGAUGACGAGAAGACUGAGUUACUAACAGCUCCCCUUAGUUCCUACUCACAAAGAGAAAAGCCCAAAAUUUCAACUGUGAUUGGAACAGAUAACCAGAAGACAACGUUACCGACAGUUCUUCAUAAUUCCUAUUCUCAGAGAGUAAAGCCCAGUAUUUUCUUUCAACAGGAGCUGCCAGGUAGACAUCAUAGUGAGGAUAUUUUGAAAAUUCCACCUGUCUCUGAACCAACUGUUGUGACCUCUGGGAUACCAAUACCUCUUUCUAGUUCCUGUUCCCACAGAGAGAAAUCUAAUAUUUUCUACUCACAGGAAUUGCCAGACAAACAUCUAGCUGAAGAUGCACUGAAGGUUUCAACAAUUCCUAUACCGGCUGACCAGAAAAGUCUGUUACCAACAGUUCCUACUAGUUCCUUUUCACACAGAGAGAAACCAAAUAUAUUCUAUCGACAGGAUUUGCCAGAUAGACAUAUAACGCAAGAUGCUCUGAUGUUCUCAAGGGGUGUUGGACAAGUUGAUCAGGUUACUGGGUUAUCGACAGUUACUCCUAGUACUUACUCACAUAGUGAGAAGCAGAAACUUGUUUCAGACCAUGUUCAAAUGCUAAUAGAUAAUUUGGAUUCUUCUAACUCCAGUGUUAUCUCAAAUAAUAUGCCUUUAAGUUCUCAGGCUGAUGGUAGAGUUAUAAUAAGUAAGCCAGAAUCUUCAGGUUUUGAAGAUGUUGGGUCUGAGGAAAUUCAAGAUACAAGCAGUGGUUCCAAAACUCUUAGAGAGAUUCGGACCCUUUUAAUGGAGGCAGAAAAUAUAGCAUUGAAACGGUGCAAUUUUCCUGCUCCCCUUGUCCCUUUCCGAGAUGUUAGUGAUAUUUCAUUUAUACAAUCUAAGAAGGUGGUUUGCUUCAAAGAACCCCUCACAGCUGAUGAAUCUAAUGGUGAUUUGCCUCAGAGACAGCAAUUUACAGAGGAAAGCUCAAGCAACAAGUGCAUACAGAAGGAUAUUAGCACACAGACAAAUCUGAAAUGCCAGAGAGGCAUUGAGAAUUGGGAGUUUAUUAGUUCAACUACAGUUAGAAGUCCUCUACAGGAAGCAGAAAGCAAAGCCAGAGUGACAGUAGACGAAACCCUUCGGCAAUAUAGAGCAGCCAAAUCUGUAAUGAGAUCUGAACCUGAAGGGUAUAGUGGAACCGGGAAUAAAAUUGUUAUACCUAUGAUGACUAUCAUUAAAAGUGAUUCAAGUAGUGAUGCCAGUUCCUGCUCAUGGGACAGUAAUUCAUUGGAGUCAGUUUCUGAUGUUCUUCUAAACUUCUUUCCAUAUGCUUCACCCAAGACAAGCUUGACAGAUAGUAGAGAAGAAGAAGGUGUAUUGGAGAGUGAUGAUGGUGCUGGUAGCAGUGUAGAUUCACUGGCUGCACAUGUCAGAAACCUUUUGAAAUGUGAAUCCUCGUUGAAUCAUGCGAAACAAAUACUCAGAAAUGCAGAGGAAGAGGAGUGUCGAGUACGAGCACGAGCCUGGAAUCUGAAAUUUAAUCUGGCUCAUGAGUGUGGCUACUCCAUUUCAGAAUUAAAUGAAGAUGACAGGAGAAAAGUAGAAGAGAUCAAAGCAAAGUUGUUUGGUCAUGAGAGAACAACUGACUUGUCCAAGGGUUUACGGAGUCCACGAGGAAUAGGAUGCAAGCCAGAAGCUGUAUGUAGUCACAUUAUUAUUGAGAGCCAUGAAAAAGGAUGUUUCAGGACUCUAACUGCUGAACAACCACAAUUGGAUAGUCACCCUUGUGUUUUCAGAUCUGCUGACCGCUCAGAAAUGAUCAGCGGGCAACGGAGUCCGUCAUCAUGGAGAACCAGACACAUUGACCUUUCCCAAUCACUAGACCAAAGUAACCCCCAUUUCAAAGUUUGGAAUUCCUUGCAGUUACGAAGUCAUUCCCCAUUUCAAAACUUUACAGCUGAUGACUUCAGAAUUAGCCAGGGUCUUCGAAUGCCAUUCCAUGAAAAGAUAGACCCUUGGCUGUCAGAAUUAGUAGAACCUGCUUGUGUGCCACCUGAAGAAAUGGAUUGUCAUUCUUCAUCACAAAUGCUGCCCCCAGAACCCAUGAAAAAGUUUACUACUUCCAUCACUUUUUCAUCUCACCGACAUUCUAAAUGCUUUUCAGAUUCCUCUGUUCUUAAGGUUGGUGUUACUGAAGGUAGCCAGUGUACUGGAGCAUCUGUGGGGGUGUUUAAUUCUCAUUUCACUGAAGAGCAAAAUCCUCCCAGAGAACUAGAACAGAGAAUCUCUUCCCCUUCAUCAUUUAAAAUUGUUAGUCAUUCACCAGAUAAAGCUGUGACUAUUUUAGCAGAAAGUAGUAGGCAAAGCCAAAAAUUAUCUGUUGAACAUUCUCAGCAAGAAGAAAAACUCUUAGAAAGAUCAGAUUUUAAAGGCAGUGAUUCUGAGCCCAGUACCAGUGCAAAGUGUAGCAAUGUCAAGGAAGUUCAUUUUUCUGAUAACCAUACCUUCAUUAGCAUGAGCAGACCAAGUUCCACACUAGGAGUAAAAGAGAAGAAUGUAACUAUAACUCCAGAUCUUGCUUCGCACAUUAUUCUUGAACGAGAGCUUUUUGAACCAAGCAAAGCCCCACAUGCAGAUCACCAUGUGAGAAAACACCAUUCUCCCCCUCCUCAACAUCAGGAUUACAUAGCUCCAAACCUUCCUUGUCGCAUUUUUCUUGAAAAACGAGAACUCUUUGAGCAAAGCAAAGCCCCACAUUUAGAUCAUCAGAUGAGAGAAAGCCACUCUCCCUUUCCUCAAGGUCAGGAGUAUAUAGCUUCAGACCUUCCUUCUUCCAUUUUUCUUGAACAACGUCAGCUCUUUGAACAAAGCAAAGCCCCAGAUGUAGAUCACUUGGGAAAAUACCAUUCCCCUCUUCCUCAAGGUCAGGAUUAUGUAGUAGAAAGGAAUAACCAACAUAAGUUUAAAUCAUACAUUUCCAAUAUGAUCAAUGUUGAAGCCAAGUUCAAUAAUGUGGUCUCCCAAUCAGCCCCAAGUCAGUGUACAUUAGUAACAUCUGCAUCUACUCCACCCUCAAAUAGAAAAGCACUUUCUUGUGUUCGUAUAACUCUUUAUCCCAAGACUCCUUCCAAGUUGGAUAGUGGAACCUUAGAUAAAAGAUUUCACUCCUUGGAUCCUGCUUCUAAAACAAGGAUGAAUAGUGAGUUUAACUCUGACCUACAAACUAUAUCUUCAAGAUCAUUGGAACCAACCUCCAAAUUAUUGACCGGUAAACCUGUAGCACAGAAUCAAGAAUCUUUAGGUUUUCUAGGACCUAAAUCUUCACCGGACUUCCAAGUUGUACAGUCUCCUCUUCCAGAUAGUAAUACUAUUUCUCAGGACUUGAAAAACAUACUUUUUCAGAAUAGCCAGAUAGUAACCUCAAGGCAAACACAAGUGAACAUUUCAGAUUUGGAAGGAUAUUCCAGUCCAGAAGGGACUCCGGUAUCUGCAGAUCGACCAUCAGAGGAGAUUAAGACCCCAUUUUCUGCCUUCCCUGGAAAAUUGUCAUCUGACGCAGUCACUCAGAUAACAACAGAAAGUCCAGGGAAAACCAUGUUUUCAUCGGAGAUUUUUAUUAAUGCUGAUGAUCGUGGACUUGAAAUUCCAGAGCCCAGUACCGAGAAGCUGGGCAAAGUUCCUGUCAGAUUUGCUUCAUCAUCUUCCGUUCAACAGAUUCCUCGUCCUCAUGGCACAGAUGCCCAGCCUUCACUGUUGCCAUAUAAGCCUCCUGGUAGUACGAAGAUGUACUAUGUUCCACAAUUAAAACAAAUUCCUUCAUCUCUGGAUUCCAGAUCAGAUACGACCAUUGAGAGCUCACACUCAGGAUCCAAUGAUGCCAUUGCUCCAGACUUCCCGGCAGAGGUACUAGGCACGAGGGAUGAUGACCUGCCAGUCACUGAUAACAUUAAACAUAAAGAAGGGAUCUACAGUAAGAGGGCAGUGGUGAAGGCACCUUUGCCAGUGGGGGGGAAACCCCCUCAGAAAGAUAAUGCAGAUGCCCAAGUUCAAGUUUCCCUCAUUGGGGAUGAAGACAUCUCAGAUAAAAACCAGAAAAAGGAGAUCUAUGAUAAAAAGGCAGUGACUAAAGCUGCACAACCUGAAGAAAAAGAAUCCUUGCAGAAAACGACUGAAGGUUCCGGUGGUGGUGCUGCUGCAGAGGACUCAGCUCGACCACAUGACAUAAAGAUUGAAAGUCUGCCAGACACUAAAGCCAUUAAACAGAAAGAGGAGAUCCAUAGUAAGAGGACAGUUCCUAAGGAAGCCUGGACAAAAGAAAAAGAAUCCUUGCAGAUAGAUAUUGCAGAGUCCAGAUGUCAUUCAGAAUUUGAAAAUACUACCCAUUCUGUCUUCAGGUCAGCCAAGUUUUACUUUCAUCAUCCAGUGCACCUACCAAGUGAUCAAGAUUUUUGCCAUGAAUCCUUAGGGAGGAGUGUUUUCAUGAGACAUUCUUGGAAAGAUUUCUUUCAGCAUCGUCCAGACAAACAAAGAGAACACAUCCGUCUUCCUUCCCCUCAUCAAAAUGUGGACAAGACAAAGGCAGAUUAUACCAGAAUAGAGAGCCUCAGUAUCAAUGUGAACUUGGAAAACGAAGUGAUGCAUAGUCCUAAAAGUCGGGCUAGAGAUUAUCCCAAAAGUGACAAACAAAUUAAUGAUCAAAAAAAGGAUCAUAAGGUCACCCCAGAGCCAACAGCUCAGCACAGUGUGAGUUUGAAUGAACUCUGGAACAAGUAUCAGGAGCGAAAGAGGCAACAGAAACCUCCUGAGUUCAGUGACAGGAAAGAACUAUCCUUGGUGGAGCGACUUGAUCGUUUGGCUAAACUUCUUCAGAAUCCCAUCACAUACUCUCUCCGGACCUCUGAAAGCACACAGGAUGAUAGCAGAGGGGAACGAGAUGUUAAGGAAUGGAGUGGUAGACAGCAACAGCAGAAAAACAAGCUUCAGAAAAAGAAGCGAUAUAGGAGCCUAGAGAAAUUCCAUAAAACCGCAGGAGAGCUUAAAAAAAGCAAGGUGCUUUCUACUCAUCAAGCUGGGAAACCCAAUCAGAUUAAAAUCGAACAGAUUAAAUUUGAUAAGUAUAUCCUGAGAAAACAGCCAGGUGUUCAUUAUAGAAACGACACUUCUUCAGAUUCUAGACCCUCAGAGGAGAGUGAGCUGCUCACAGACACCCCCACCAACAUCGUUUCCACCACGACUUCUCCUGUGGAAUCAGAUAUAUUGACCCAAACAGAUAGAGAGGUGACUUUGCAUGAGAGGAGCAGCUCUAUUUCCACCAUUGACACUGCCCGACUGAUCCAAGCUUUUGGCCAGGAAAGAGUUUGUCUGUCACCCAGACGAAUUAAAUUAUACAGCAGCCUCACCGACCAUCAGAGGAGAUACUUUGAGAGGCGGAACAAGAAGAACAAGAAAGCACUGAAUAUGAGUCAUCCCCAAAUGACUUCUGAGCACACCAGAAGGAAACACAUCCAGAUUACUUGUCUUUGUCUCUGAACGAUUCUGUGGAAACCAUUUAUUUGCCCACAAGGAAUGGGAUUGACUUCUCUGUACUGUUUUAUUACCUGUUUGCAAGAUACUGCUUUGAGUCCUCUUCCCAGGACAUGAACUGGAAUGCUAAUUGAGUAUUUCUUUAUAUUUCUUUUGCCCCUCAGAGUUUGGGAAAGCCAGGGAGAUUGUAGAUAAUUCUAGGACUCUGCCCAGCUACAGUAGGUAACAUUUUUCUUUGCCAUUGUUCUGAAAGUCAGAAACGGUGGCCACCUUACCAAGCGUGGAAAUAAGGAAAGUUAUCUAAUUCUGUGGGACAUGCCGUUGGAGUUUUGUUAUUGUACUGUUUCAGGGUCAGCUAGUGACUGCUUUCAUGGCAUUGUCGCUUAGACAGUGAUAUGGCUAAGGCCUUAUUUUUUCCUAGCAAAUGUUAGUAAUAAAACUAAGAUAUUCAGACUGAAGAGAUUAUUUCCCAGAUCUUUUUCUGACUUCUUGACCAAAAGAGGGUAUAUAGUAAAUCAUUCUGGCUACAGAAGAAGGUGCUAUUUGUUUCACUAAGAACAUGUCUCCAGUUGGGAUAUUUUUCUUUCUUCUGAACCACUUACUGCCUUAGUCCUUCUCUGAGAUAAUCAGUGUAGUAUUUUGAAUUUAAUUGCCUCCUUUUACUCUUCUGCAUGAUCCUUUGUGUUGGAAGAGCUUUGUGAUGGCUCCUUAAAUUUGGUCUGUUUUUUCUCCAGCGUUUCUGGAGUUUUGUGGUAUGAGUUGAGUCUUUUCCCUAGAUUCUGAAUAUUCUUUUCAUUUUGUAUUCGUAUCUUUCACGUAUGGAAGAAGAGGUUCAUUAAGCCUAUUUGUGUGCUGUCAUAUUUUCUAAAAUCCAUUCAUGUAUUUUCUCAGUGUUUCUCUGUCUCUCUCAUAUUCAGUUUCUUCCUUUUCUGUAAACUUCUUCCUCUCAACUAGAACCAUGCUUAUGUCUUUCGUCAUCACAGAGUGUGGAGGAUUGGCCUAUCAGGAUAGUUUCUGUUGAUGUUCCUACCGCUUUACAUCCUUCUCUUUAUCUCCAAAUAUUUUGUCAAAAAUUUUCUUUUUUUGUCAAAAUAUUUCUUUUGAGCAUAAAGGUAAAAAGCUUACUGAAUAUAAAGAGUUUAGAUAAUAUAAAGACCUUGGAAGUCACCCAUAAUUCUCAUAAUCCUGAAAUAGUCAUGAUGAACAUUUUCACCAGUGAGCUUCCAGGUGUAUAUUUUAUGAUUCACACACCUACUGCGGAUCUUGGAUAUAUUUCAUUAGGUCCAUGUUCUAAUGUAGCUAAAUACCAAAAAAAGAGGCCUCCUUGAGAGAAUAAAAUAAGAGCUUUAUUACUGUUUGAUUAUAUGUUAAUCAGUAUUUCUUAGAUUUUUAUAGUUUUUACAGCCAUGCUCAUAUAUGGAGAGAAACAGUCAAAAAAUAAAAUCAUACUAUGUAUAUUGUUUUGAAGCUCUACACUUAAUAUAUUGUAGACAGCUUUUAUUUAUUUUAUUUAUUUUAAUAAAUACAGAUAUGUAGUCAUUUUUAAUGGCUUUAUGGGUUCCAUUAUAUAAGUACAGUAUUUAUCUCCUAAGUUCCCUAAUGGCAGGUAUUUAAUUUGUUUUGAAUUUUUAUCAUAAUCUGCACUUUGAUAAGUAGUCCUGUUACAUCUUUAUGAAUUUUUCUGUUUCCUGUAGAUGCACUUCUAAACACGGAAUUUCUGGGAAUUAAAAGUGUUUAAGCCACACUGCUAAGUGUCCUCCUUAAAGGUUGAAUUAAUUAUUUGUUCACCAGUAAUGAAAAAUUAUACCUUCGUCAAUACCUACUGGUAGCAUUCUUGUGAAUAUUGGCCAAUCAGAUACACCAGAAAUAUGGUGUUUAUUCUUGUUCAUAUAUCUUUAACCACGCCUGCUGAAUUUUUAUUGUCUUUUUGUGUUUAUUGACCAUUUAUAUUUCUUCUUUUAUGAGCUGCCUGUCUUGUCUUUAACCCAUGUUUCGUUAGAUAGCUAAUGCUUUUUUUCCCUAAACGUGUACCUGGGAGAUUUUUUAACUCUGUACAUAUGAGGGUUUAGGAGUCAAUAUAGGGGGAUAACAGCAGUUGCCUGUUUAUCCCUCUCCCCUUCCUUUGAUGACACGUCCACUUUCUGUGCCUCUCUCCACUGGUCUGUGCAGUCUCUCCUCAGUCUCUGCAGUUCCCAUUUCCCUCUCACUACUGUAUCUUUGCACUCUGUCUGCUCCUCUGUUGUUUCUUUCUGCCUCUCUGCACCCCUGCUUUGGACACAGCUGUCCUCCUCCCAACCCCCAUGCUGUCUCUGCUAUGUGUGUCUUGUUUGUCUGGUUACUCCCCUCCUCUGCCCUUUCUGUCAUGUCCUUGCUGUGUUUGUCUCUGUGGGCAUGCACGCUCUCCCUCCCUCCCUCUCUCUUCUCUUUUGCUUUCUCCCUCCUUUCCCCAUCUAUUUUUCUAAGUAUUUGGUUGUGUACUGGGGUCCAAGAAGAGGGGUAGUUUACUACUGUCUGAGAAAAAAAGAAAGUCAAAUUUAUUAUUUUUUAUUUAUGGAGUAAAAGCUGAAGAUGAAUUAUGGUUUUGACCUCUCAUUAUCUUCAGUUGUCUAUGUUUCCAGCAGCUGGGCAAAUGAACAACAUGAAACUACCAAACAAAGAGGCCUCCGUGAAAGUAAAGUGAGAGCUUUAGUAGUAUUUAGUAAAUGUUUACCAGUGAUUCUUAGAUUUUUAUAAAACAAGCUGAUUUCGUAUCAGUCGUUAAAAUCACACUCCUGUAUGGAAAAAAACAACGUCAAAAGCAGUAUCCUGGAACCCAAAAGAUCAGUGUCAUUAUAUGUUGAGAUAAAAAGGAAGAUGUAAACCAUAAAUGUUAUAUAUACAUCUAUGUAUAUGACUGGAACAAAUAUUAACAAAUUAUCUUAAAAUUAUGGGUUUAUAAUUUUUAACCUUGAUAAGGUUGUCUUUUGAUUUUUUUUUACAAGAAGCUAGUAUUUUUUAAUAAGAUACCAUAAAAGUUGUUUUUGUUUGACAUUAAUAAAAAAGUGAGGUAAUGCAGACUGAUCAAACACAGAAUGUUAGUUAUGAGCUGGAAAGGGGGAUUCUCAAGCUUUUCUGCUUUUUGGUUUCUGCCUAAGAUACCUGUUUGUAUCUCCAAUCUAAUCAUAAUAAAUCCUUCUAGAAGCAGAAUGAAAGAAUAGGAGUAGAAAAGUAUUACACACAGUUUCUAUGCCUAGAUAAAGUAAAAAAAAAAAUUUUUAACUUUGGGUGCUGAAGGUUGAGUUAAAUGUACACCUAGGUUCAUGGCCUCUCUUUAAAAUUUUAUCCCCACGUUGCAUCCUCAUUCCUAUUUCUCCAUAGGCAACUCAUCUUGUUAUGUAAAUAUCUUUUGGCUUACGAGAGUUCUUACAAAAUAUGUGUUCUGUAUGUGUGCCUGUGUUUUCAAUUUAUAUAAGGGGUAUAUCAGUUUUUUUCUUAUUUUCAGUAAGCAUUGUGUUUUUAACAUCUAUCUACAUUGCUAGACGUAUGUAUAGAAUCAGGUUUCUGAUCGUCGCAUAAUACUCCACUGAGUGCACCUACCAAUUCACCGACGUACUUUCCUGUAAUAGGCACCCAGAUUGCUGUCAGCGCCCAUCACCACAAACAGUGGGAGUGCACACCCCUGUCCAUACCCCUCAUUGGAUCUGUGUGAAACUGUCUUUGGCAUAUACACCCAGAAGUGGAAUUCUUGGAUCAUAAGCUAUAUAAGUUUCCUACAUUCAUACCAAAUUGCUUUCCGGUCCAUAUCCUAACUGCAAUGCAUAGAAAUUCCUAUAUUUCCACUUUGUGCCAAUAAUUUCUAGUUUGGCUAGAAGAUUAGAAAAAGAAAUUUCUAUAAGGGUUGGUUGGUUGAUUGGUUGGUUUGAGAGAGAGAGAGA